Messenger RNA from Prunus persica (peach), 681 nucleotides. RefSeq lists its product as uncharacterized. Bases 1 to 681 code for a protein of 226 amino acids. Lineage: Eukaryota; Viridiplantae; Streptophyta; Magnoliopsida; Rosales; Rosaceae. The transcript has a single exon. The record is from RefSeq and is a predicted model, not a curated record.
AUGGCUACCACCAACAGCACUAGCGUGAGUUUGAAGCUUCUGAUUGACACAAAAAGCCACAAAGUUCUGUUUGCUGAAGCAAGCAAGGAAGUUGUUGAUUUCCUUUUCAGUUUUCUGUCUUUGCAUGUUGCAACUGUUACUAGGCUCCUCUCAACUGAUGGUAUGGUUGGUUGCUUAGGCAACCUUUACCAGAGUGCCGAAAGUCUUAGUGUCAAUUCAUACUUGCCACUCAAUCUUAAGGACACCCUGCUCAAACCCAAAACAACAAUUUCUGCGGCCAACAUCCUUCAAUUGCCAUUGCCGACCAACAAUGAUUCGAAUCUUUCUAAAUUGUUCUACAUUUGUGUGAGGUGCAGUAACCGUAUUUCUGAGAGCUAUGAAAUUCCUUGUCCACAGUGCAGAUCAUGUAACAUUUCCACCCCGGUGUCUUAUGUUUCGCCAUCUGCUCCUACUGGAGCAACCUCCAGCAAUAUUAAGGCAGGCUAUGUCAAGGGUGGUGUCAUUUACAUGAUAAUGGAUAAUUUGGAAGUGAAGCCAAUGACCACCGAAUCAAGUGUUGCAGUGCUUCAAAAGUUCAAUGUGAAAGGGAUUGAUGCUCUUCAAGUUAAGGAGGUUGAUCUUGGCAUGAAAGAGGUUUAUUGUCCUAUACAUUUCUCUAACUCUUUAUCAGUGGCUUGUUGA